ACGAGAGGGAAGAAAGGAGGGCGCUCUCCGCCAAUCAGAGGGCGCCUCGCGCUCGCGGGGGCGUGGCCUUGGCGCCGUUAAGAUGGCGGCGGGUUGGAGCUGACUCCUGCUGAUUCCUCCUCUGGAAGGGCUGAUCAAAGGCCUCCAGCAGCAGAUGAGCCUCUAGAGCUGGAAGCAGAGCUGCAGGAAGGCGCAGAGCCAUGGCAGAGAGCUGCCCUCCCUCCCCUGGGCUGCGGCAGGGCUCGAGGCAGGAGCCGGUCCCCAGGGCCAAGAGGCUCUCGGAUUCCACAGCGCAGCUGCAGGCCCUGCAGUCAGCCAAGAAAGCCUGCGUGCUCGGCCGUGACUGCAGCACUCCAAAGCCAGCAGGGAAUCCUCUGCUCCCUUCCCCAGGCUCUGGCUACUCUCUUUUCCUGGAUGAGAGUGGGCAGGAGGAGCUUGGGGCCGGUUUUUCCGUGUCCAAGUACAACGACGUGGCCAUUUCCCUGGACAUCAGCAGGUGCUUCGACGACAGCGAGCUGGAUGAUUCCCUGCUGGAGCUGUCAGGCAGUGAGAAAGGGAAUUCUCCCUUUGAUUACACGGAGGAAGAGAUCCAGGAAAUCUUGGCAGAUGAUUCCAUGGAGGCUGAGCAGCAGCAGCUGGCUGCUGAAAGCCACCUGAGCCAAAGUGAGAGUGGGAAGAGCGAGCAGGCCCAGAGCAGCGGCUGCACCGUGGGGACGUCGCUGAGUGAGGCCUCAGAGGUCACACAGGAAGCAAAGGAAGCCCAGGAGCAUCCCUCAGGCAGCUCUGGGUGUGAUCCUGGCUUUUUGGGUGGCACUGCUGCUCUGGAUGGGGCUCAGAGGCUGCAGCAGGAGCUGGACCUUGACCUGCAGGAGCUGCUGAGCCUGAGCCCGUUCGCUGCCGCCUGCGCCGACGAGGCUCUGGAGGAAAACAACCUGGAAAGAGAAACUUUGGAUGCCAUGAUAGAUGAUUGCUUGGGAUAUUCCACAGCUGCUGGGAGCUGCAUUACUGAAAUAUCCUUAGAAAGGGUGAUGCCUAAAGGCCAGGAAAGCCUGGCUCGGGAUUGCCUGGGAAAAUCCGUGCUCUCCUCCGGCAUUCCCUGUGGCCAGAGCAGAGGGGAUGAAAGUCCAGCAUCUGUGUUGCCACUCAAAAAAGAACUUCCCAAAGCAACAGUGAGCAGUUUGUCAAGGAAAUCAGGCUCUCCAGAGGAUGCUGAAGGGGAAUCCAGAGGAGCUGAGCAGCCACCAGGCAGCACUAAAUUAAGGGACACAGCUGUAGGCCAGAGUGGGCAGGAAGAGCCACCCAGUUGGAAGAAAAGUGGCAAAGUAAUUCCUGUCCCAGAGGAGGAGGAAGAAAGGCCAAAACAACGGACCUGCAUUUCAGAAGCACAGCCUGAGCAAAAGAGACGUUUCUCUCCAGGCUGUGCCAAUCCAAGUGAGGAAAGAGCCCGAAAUCUCCCAUCCCCCAGGCCCAUGUGUCCCAGCCCUCCCCGAUUCCGCCGCACCUGGGGCCCUUUUGGCAGGAGCAGGUCGGAGCCUCCGCUGUGCACCAAGAAAUCCUGAGCUCUGGAGAUGAUCCUUCAUCCCUUCCCCGUGCUGAGAACCCCUCCCAGCCUUCCA
Pyrgilauda ruficollis (rufous-necked snowfinch) is the source of this 1616-nucleotide messenger RNA. RefSeq lists its product as uncharacterized. The coding region runs from base 201 to 1559 and encodes 452 amino acids. The transcript is spliced from 5 exons. Lineage: Eukaryota; Metazoa; Chordata; Aves; Passeriformes; Passeridae. The record is from RefSeq and is a predicted model, not a curated record. Gene Ontology annotation, molecular function: calcium-dependent protein binding.